Sander lucioperca (pikeperch) is the source of this 1867-nucleotide messenger RNA. It is a transcript of the gene hoxd12a, whose product is annotated as homeobox D12a. The transcript is spliced from 2 exons. The coding region runs from base 29 to 823 and encodes 264 amino acids. The record is from RefSeq and is a predicted model, not a curated record. Gene Ontology annotation, molecular function: sequence-specific double-stranded DNA binding; DNA-binding transcription factor activity, RNA polymerase II-specific. Lineage: Eukaryota; Metazoa; Chordata; Actinopteri; Perciformes; Percidae. Gene Ontology annotation, biological process: regulation of DNA-templated transcription.
CUUGCAAGAAGCAUUUGAGGAAAGCUCCAUGGAAAUGUGUGAGCGGAAUCCCUUAAAUCCCGGCUAUGUUGGUUCUCUGUUGAAUUUAACUCCCCCUGAGUCGCUGUAUUUCUCCAACUUGCGGGGUAAUGGAGCCCACAUACCCGGGCUGCACCAGAUCUCUUACAAUAGGAGAGAGGUGUGCACGCUUCCGUGGACUUCAAGUUCGUGUACGUCAGGACCAGCAGCACCACCACAGAGCCGCGCCUUUGGAGGCUACUGUCCGCCGUUUCUGUCCAACUCGGUGUCUAUAAAUACUAACUCCAGCGGCCACGUCAAGGCGCAUCUGGAGGAGUCAGCUCGAUGCUUUCAGGUCACAAACCACAAGACAGAGGAGUCUGGCAGGCGUGAUGAGGUUUACGCCGGGGAGCAUGGGCCCUCCAGUGACCGAGGCUACUCAGACCUAGACAGCCGGUCUCACAGUUCUGCGGCCCAACUUGAUCCCGAUUCAGCAGGUCCACUAAAUGUGAACGGCACCAAACAGGAGCAGAAUCGCGUUCACCCAUCAUCUAGUCACUCAUGCUCCAGGACGUCUUUCGCAGAAGGUGCCCCAUGGUGCUCGUCACAAGUGAGAACCAGAAAGAAGAGAAAGCCUUACACUAAGCAACAGCUUAAUGAACUUGAGAAUGAAUUUAUGAUGAAUGAAUUCAUCAACAGACAGAAACGGAAAGAGUUGUCAGAAAAACUGGACCUGAGCGACCAACAAGUGAAAAUAUGGUUUCAGAACCGGAGGAUGAAGAAGAAACGACUGAUGAUGCGCGAACAUGCUUUCUCCGUGUACUGAUGACCUUUGGACUUGAUCAUGACCAGCAGCGCACGGAACAUGUGUUGUACCAUGAAUGUUGCAGCACAUCACAUGUGCACACACUUUUCGGUUUGUGGCAUGAACUUGUAUAGAUAGGCUGUGUAUAAAAUGUUUAUAUCCCUGCCAUGAGGCUACAGUUUGUAUCCAGUCCCAAGUUCAGUGAUAUUAAUAGUAAUGAAAAUGUAUUGCAGAUUAAGAUAUAAUCGAUUCAUUUCUGAUAUUGAAAUCAAAUGUGCAGUAUAGGCCCUGACUCCUGUCUGGCCUGUAGCCGCGGGAUAAUUAACCUUUAAACCUAUGUUUCUUAUCCAGCUCAAAAGUCUAUCAAAACUAUUAGCUAUUUAAACAGGAAUAUGGUUCUAUAUGCGUUUGUGUAUUUUGUAUGCUGGCCUGCGCAUGUGGUGUGGGCCUAAUGUAGAAGCAAACAGUCAAGUUCAUGUUUACGGACGGAUACAACAUUACGUUUUGCGAAAUAUAUUAUUAAAUUGCAUGUCUAUUUCCUAAUUGCUGUUAUUAAAUUGUUAUUAAAUGCUUGAUUUGCCCCCAUUUAUUGUAAAUCUGAUUAAAUGAGCCAAGUAAUAUUGUUUUUGUUCUAUGGCCUCGACUCGAUCUGUGGUGGAAAGUAACUGCGCUGCAUUUAGUGCUAUAAGGUAUUUACUCCAAAUGCCUGAAAAACAAGUGUUUGUGCACGACACAUUCAGAUGGUGUUGGUUUGAACAACCUUAUAACUGUAUUUAAAUAAGAGUGUAUUUUUGUUUUCAAACCUGUUUUUGUAUUGUUAUCCAAACAAAUCAGAUGCAUCAGAAUCACUCUUGCUCUGUAGGUCUAUAAAAUACAUAACAAAUUAAAAAAAUGAAUAUAAAUAAUUUCGGAUUUAACUCAUGUAUACAUCAUCACAGAAAGCAUGUUAUUUGUAAGGAUACCGUUAGACUAGUCAUCUUUUUACGCACGGACAAAGAUUUUGUAAAAUCGACGCAACAUGCAGAUGAAUACAUUUCUAAAUGAAGAAUUUUUAAAUUACCUGAA